Messenger RNA from Didymodactylos carnosus, 1119 nucleotides. NCBI's taxonomy places the organism in Eukaryota, Metazoa, Rotifera, Eurotatoria, Philodinida, Philodinidae. The record is from the annotation of a GenBank genome assembly.
AUGGCCGAUCGUUUUGCGUGGACGGAUGGUCAGUUACAUAUGGGUGAAAUAAUAAUUGCUACACAAACGGGUGUUUCAAUUCAAGAUGGUCCAGAAAAAACUGCAUAUCAAAAAGGAACAAUUACUUUGACCAGUCAUCGUUUUUUAUGGAAAGACAAUACAUCACAAAUAGAAUUGCCAUUAUCAUAUAUAGUUUAUGCUGAGAAAAAGGAUGCUUCGUUAACGUCAAAAGCUAAAAUUGUUAGUAUUGUUUCCAGUGUUCAAGCGCCAAAACGAUCUGGACCAUUUAUCUCUAGUCGCUACAAUGAAAUACAAUUUGAAUUUAAAGAUGGUGGAUGCAAUGAAUUUUUACGUUUAGUGCAAGAUGAAUUAGUUAAAAAACGUUGGUUAUUAGAACCCAUUCGUCCAUCAGCAUCAACUAGUGGUAGAGAAUAUCGUGGCAUAUCAAGCAUAGAACAAAAUAUGCACCAUCAACUGAAUGUUCAACAUCAAUCAAUAAGUGGAGCAUUCCAAGAUUUAAACAAAUUAAUGGAGCAGGCAAAAGAUAUGGUCUAUGUAUCAAAAGCUAUAUCAGCAAAAAUUCAAGAAAAACGUAGCGAUUUAUCAAGUGAUGAGACAAUACGUUUCCGUUCGUAUUUGCUAAGCCUUGGCAUUGACAAUCCAAUUACGAAAGAGUCGGCUGGCAGUAAAUAUCACAUAGAACUGGCAAAAGAAUUGGCUACUGUAUUGCAAAAAGCACUAAAAGAUACUAACGGCAUUAUGACACUCAGUGAUGCUUAUUGUCGGAUUAAUCGUGCUCGAGGAUUUGAGUUAAUUUCGCCUGAAGAUUUACUUAAUGCUGCAGUUCAUAUGGAAGAAUUAGAUUUACCUGUUCGAUUACGUACAUUAAGCAGUGGUGUAAAAAGUUUUGAACUGGCAAAUCGAAACGAGAAAAAGGAUAUGCAAGAAAUUAUUGCACUUGUAAAUGCAUCAAAAUCAAUGAGUGCUGGCGAAUUAGCUAAUCAACUUGGAAUACCUAUAUCUGUGGCUCGCGAAAGAUUUGUUGCUGCUGAAAACUCAGGUUCACUGUGUCGAGAUGACUCAAUUGAAGGUUUACGAUUUUAUCCAAAUGAAUUUUGA